AUGGGCAGCACACAUUCCGCUGAGAAGGUAAAGAGCGUCGAGGACUCGACCAGUCCAGCAAAUCCUGGCAUCUUCUGCACUCCCCUGCCUGGCUUUAUAAGCAAAAUCCAGAGACUCGUCGUCCGCAAGCUGAGCAUCUCGGCCAGGAAACAAAAGCGACUGAGCAAGCGCUCCAAGCAACUCCUGCGCCCCAUGCCCCGCUGCUCGUCCUUCGGAUCCUGCGGCACCCUGCUGACGCCCACCAAGAAGUCCUCAUCCAACACAGCCGAUCGCCGCUACGCCCAAUGGAAGUGCAGUUUCGAGCACCUGGCCCAAAAGCAGCCGCGUCUCCAUGACAUCAGCGAGGCCAUGGCCGGACAGACCACACCACGCGGCUUUCCCUCCCACACGGAUCCCAAGAGGUGUCUGAUGGUGGUGGACUCCAGUUCGCCGGAGUCUCCGCUCUACGACAUGGUCGGUGGGCAGAAAGUCCGCCGUCGCCUGAGUCUGCGCAGCCACGCCCCUGUGCGACGCCCAUCCGCCCGCCAAAAGGCCGAACAGGCCAAGCUGGACGCCCAGUUCCAGCGGGAUCUGCGCGAUCUGGAGGAUUACUAUGGCGGAUUCCACUUUGCCCAGCGCCGCGAGCGAUUGGUGAAGGUUUGA
Messenger RNA from Drosophila sechellia, 642 nucleotides. It is a transcript of the gene nullo, whose product is annotated as cellularization-related protein nullo. The record is from RefSeq and is a predicted model, not a curated record. The transcript has a single exon. Lineage: Eukaryota; Metazoa; Arthropoda; Insecta; Diptera; Drosophilidae. The coding region runs from base 1 to 642 and encodes 213 amino acids.